Poecile atricapillus (Black-capped chickadee) is the source of this 5558-nucleotide messenger RNA. Its product is annotated as shugoshin 2-like. The record is from RefSeq and is a predicted model, not a curated record. NCBI's taxonomy places the organism in Eukaryota, Metazoa, Chordata, Aves, Passeriformes, Paridae. The coding region runs from base 404 to 3436 and encodes 1010 amino acids. The transcript is spliced from 12 exons. Gene Ontology annotation, cellular component: chromosome, centromeric region.
GCGGGCGCGGCGGGGGCAGAGCCCCGGCGGCACAGCCGAUCCGCAGCCUCAGGCGCCCCGCCCGCAGAGCCGGGGAGCCCGGUCCGGCCCGCGGCCCUCGGUCGCACCAGAAGCGUGCCCGUAAACAAUCAGCAUCACCAUUCUGAGCACCUCAGAAAACUUCCGCACUGCUUUGCUUCUGUACUUACCUACAUGAAGACUCAGCAAAGGAUAUGGAAAUCAAAGAACAGAGGAAAGUGUAAAGAGAAGCCUUGCCAGCUAUGGAUGGAUACUUUAAAAUGCUCUUGCACAGAAGCAAGGAGUAAGCUUUACAGUUGCUCAGCAGUAUGGAUCUGCAGCAUGAUUCCUGGAAGCAGUCAAUGUGUCAGGAAAAAAACAACAUAGCAGCAACCAAGACUGAAGGAUGUGUAGGGCGAUGGCAGAGUGGGAGUCCGCCGAAAUGUCCUCCUUCAGUCUGAGCGGCGUGAGAGACCGGAUGCGGGAGAAGAAAAAGGGUGCCUUGAGGACUGCGAAGCUGAACGCCUCGCUUGCAUCAAAAAUUAAAACGAAGAUCAUCAACAACUCCUCCAUUAUGAAAGUCUCCCUAAAGCAGAACAAUAAAGCAUUGGCUCUGGCCCUCAAUGCAGAAAAAGCCAAUGCACAGCGGCUCACCCAGGAGAAGACCAUCUUACAGAAGGAGGUGAAGCAGUGCCACUUCCAGAAUGCUGUGCUGAGGCACAGGCUCUCCUUCCUGAAUAAUACUUUGAAAAAAAUGGACAAUCUUAUGGCUGCAGUUAGGAUGGCUGAGCUGUCUGAGUUCCAUACAAAUUCUGCAUCCUUGUCCAGUGGCCGGAAGAGCAGCAUGACUGAAGAUAGCUGGGCUGAUGAUAUUGCAGAUGGUCAGCUUCUGAGGAUACCCAUGAGAGUGCCCAUUUCCAAGCUACAUGAUGCAGAGCAGCAAGCUGGCAGCUCCACAGCAGUACAAACAUCCUCAGGAGAACUUCAGAGACCUGCUUCUAACGCAGGAGAACUUCAGAGACUUGCUUCUAAUGAGCCCCUAAAAAUUGUGCCUAUUGCCUCCAAAGAUACUUUGCUACCACAGCACGAUGGGAAGCUUCAGUUCCACCAGGAAGAGAAUAGCAAGAAGGUGACUGAUACAUUGGCAACAGAGGAGGCUUUCCAUGACUCACACAUCUUCAGAGAGGUCUUGUGCACCACUGAACAAAAUCCCAACAAUUUGCCAGCACUUGCCUGGGAAAGUCAUCCUCUUUCAUAUGAGGCUGAUGAGAUGGCAAAACAUUUCUUUCGUCUCUCACAAGGGCACGUUACUCAGAGGCGAAAGUGUUCCACCUCAUUUGCUACAAGCACACCAUCUUCUGCUCUGGAUAUGUUCCCACGUGUCAGUUCCACUCAGGCAGCUUGGGGUACUACUGCACAGGACAACAGCAGCUCCAGCAAGAACAACACACAGCAACAGCUGAGAUCUCCCAGCCCCCUGGCUUCACCUGCUCAAACUGCUGUUAUUUCUCAUAGAAACUCUGUGGGUAAAGAGACCUUUUGUGAGCAGCCACAGACAAAAGAAAUGGGGUGUGGUGUUGAAAUGGACCCAAGCUAUAGCCAAGUCCCUGAGUUUGUUCCUGUAAAGGUUAAAAGCAAAGGUAACUGUAAAACUGGAGAGAAAAAGACUGUUAAAAAAGCAAGAACAGGAAAAGAGAAAACAACUGCAAUUAAAAACAAUGCAGAAAGUAAUACUGGUAGACCUCAAGGUGAAGAGUGUGCUCAAAAUGCAAAGAAGCUUCUUCAACCAAAAGUUGCAACAUGUUCUAGUGAGGCUGAAGUCUGUGAGAAGGGGCAGAGGACACAUGAGGGGGCUUUUGACAGGAAGAAUAGAGACUGUGGUGUGGAGCACCAUUCCCACUCUCCUGCUGGAGUCCAAGACUUUGGAAGUACAUAUGAGGUGAAUCCAGCACAGCUGCAGAGUCUUGAAAGUGUUGACUUGAUGCAAAAGGUUAAGAAGGUACCUAUGUUUGAGAUACAAAGUAUGGAGAGCUUGCUAAAAUCCCCAGUUUGUACCUUCUCAAGUCAUGAUGUUCCCUCAGAUGAUUCCAGUCUACAAAAUCCUACAAAAUUUUCAAGUGAGAGCAGAAAAAGCAUCAGGCAGAAGGCUAACAGAAAAACUAGAGUAAUUCGGCAAAGAGAGGAUUCUGAUGAGGAAUAUGUGCCAAGCCAUGUGAUAAUACCAGAGGCCAAAGCUGAAGACCAGCCUGAAAGAAGCUUAAGAAGCAGGAAGAAUGCUGUCAGGAAAAGCAAUUGUGAUCAGAGAAAUGAAGUUAACGGUUUUAGGCCCUGGAUAGAUGUUCAAGAAGUAGCUAAUGACAGCACAAAGGAUUUGCCAGGUAAUCUUAAGCAGCGCAGGGAAACUUACAUUGUCCAUCCUUUGGAUCUUGCAGGAAACUCGGGUUGUUUCCAGACAGAAUUUGAGGGUGGUGAAAAUGUACCUCCCAGGUCUGUUCCUGGGAGCAAAGGGAGCAAAAUCCCCAGAGCUGCUAAGAGCAAUCAAAAGAGCACUAUAAAACAGAUAGGGGGCCUUCAAGAAAAGGGGCAAGGUGAAGUUGACAACAACAUGAAUGCUUUGAAAAAAGAAGCCUCUUGCAAACCCAAGGCUCAGAGGAAGAGGAGCAACUCUCGACCUCCAGAUUCUGAUUCCCUGGCUGGAAAAAGUGAUGGUGCUAAGGUUCUCAUUGGAAGUUCCACAGAACUUGCAUCCAAACAAACUGUCCUGAUGGGGAAGUUUUCCUGCAUUACACAUCUGCUGUCUGAGCCAGAUACUUUCCUGGAGGAGCAGCUACCUGAGAUAUCACUUGCAGAUAGUCUUACAGACUUUUCACACAGUCUUGAGGCCUCCCAUGUGAGCAGUUCUGGAGUUUUGCCUGUCAGCUCUAGACUUACAGAAGUAUCAGUUUCCAAGAGCUUAAGUACUGAGGGCAAGAGAAUGUCAGCAAAAUCCCCUGUUUGCUUGAAAAACUCCCUGAUAGUAAAAAAAAAGACUGCAGAGGAAAUACCUGGGGAAAGGAACCAAGUCCAGUCAAGUUCUUGGAGCACACCUUCAAAGGAACCUGAUAUCAGGCCACUACAGGACUUGAAAAAUGCCUGUGUUCUGUCUCCCUCUGGCUUGGAGGAAUCAUCAGGACGUCCAUCAAGGCGGAAACGGAAGCCAACCUGCUACAAAGAGCCACUGAUCAAUAGGAAACUGAGACAGGGUGACCCAUUUACAGACACUGAGUUCCUCCACUCUCCUAUCUACAAAAGAAAAAGAAAGCCUGUCAAAGCCAAGGGAAUGACCAAGAAGAUGAAAGAGAACCAAGAAGGAACACCUGAAGAAUGUCUCGGUGCCAAGGCAAUGAAGUUCAUAACAACAGAAAGGAUAGUGGUUGAAAGGCAGCCCCCAAACUCUUAGAAGCUUGUCCCUUUAGCCACAAGGCUACAACUUUGAACGCAGUGGCCUGAGCAAAGAUGGAGGUGGCUGACCAGGCAGCUGAACUUUUCCAACUAAGGCAACCCAAGGACCAAUUUGACAAUUUGAGCCUUGUACCGUGGAUUUCUUCUGGUUUUAAUUCUUUGGGACUCAUGGGGUGGAGAAAGUGGUUGAGACAAAUUGAUGGAGGUCUGUUUUAAUGAUUGGCAUGGCCCUUAAGCGCUCUAUGAUUAGCCCAUAGCUAUCUUCUGCUUCCUUCGUGUUCUCUCCUCCUGUCUGCCAUGUAAAGCUCCCUGCAGCAGAGGCUAAGCCCUAUACCAACCAACAUUAAGGAAUAUUUGAAACACAGGGUGCUUAGGACCAGACCCAAGCAUGUUUUGUCUCAAACAUUCUGAGUAUUGCUACAGGAAAGGUGAUCGGAGGAGAGGUUACUGUGGGACAGAGCUGUUUAAAAACGUCUCCCCAUCACUCCUUGACCUUGUUAAAAGUACACCCUUCAGCCUUCUUGUAGCCCCUUGAGGUACUGGAAAAUGUGGUAAGGUCUCCCUAGCAUCUUCUGUUUUCCAGGCUGAACAACAUCAAUGCUCUCAGCCUGUCUUCACAGGAGGAGUAUUUCAGCUCUCUGAUCAUCUUUGUGUCCCCCACCACUGGCUUUGCUCCAACAGGUCCUUAUCCCUCUUCAGCUGGAAAUCCCAGAUCUGGACAACAGUACUCCAGAUGGGUUCAGCUGUGUUUCAGGAAAUCCUGCACUCUUCCAUUGCAGACUGAGCACCCACUGGCUUCAAGCACUUGCUUUUUUUAUGUCUACUGGUGUAACUUUGAAGGUUAUUGAUUCAAACACAUGGUAAUACUAGCUCCUUUAGUCUAACUCUGGUACCUCUAUCCUAAUCACCACCUAUAGCAGUCAGCUGGAGAGGGAGUUUGUUUGUGUGUAACCAGUUUCUGUUUUGCUGAGUGAUGAUGUAUCAGUUUGUUUUACUCCCCAAAUAAAAUUUCAAUGCAAGUUUUAUCUUCAAAUUCUUCUACACUCACUACCUGGUGCUUACAUCACUUAACACUACAGAGGACAGCUUUGCCUAGGCCAGAACAAACUAAAACUCUAUUCUAAGAGGGGAGAUACUUUGUGUUUGUAUCACAUUCCAACAGUCUGUCCCAGCAUGUACUUGACUGUGCUGAAAGCUAUUGGAGUCUCUCUCUGAGGCAGGGUUUCCCUGUAUCUGCUAAUCACACAAAGGAAGGAGAUAGAAUGAAUGUUAGUUGGCUUUUAUUUUAGUCUGAAUCAAAAAUACUCCUUAAAAAAAACCCAACAUACAACCAUGGAUGGAGUAAGUUUUCACAGUCAUGAUCUGACUUGCUGUAAGACAACAAGGGUAAGUAAUAGCCCAGACAAUUGGAGAAGAGUUUGCACCUUUAUGAAUUGUGGGGUGAGGGAAGAGGUUAACAGUUCCUAUGCUUCACAUCCAGUCAGAAGGAGCAUAACUAAAUGCAUGGCCUGCAUUUAGACACUGCAGCAUGGCUUUGGUAGGCUCUUAGCCUGUAAGGCUUGUUUCCAGCAUUUACUAAGUGCUAUUCAAAUGCUACAGUCCUGACUGUAGCAAUGGAACCAAAUCCCUUGGUAUCAGGAUACUGUGCUCUGGUUGGCACUACAAGUUAAAUUUAGGAGGGCUGCAGUAGAGCUGGCAUAGCCCUCUGAGCUCACUUCUACUCACUGGGAAGUACUGGAGAGAAGAGGACGGUAUUAAUUUCUAAGGUCUGCUGGACAGUAGGUCACUGCUGGUUUCACCAGAGUUCUGACACAAACUGGCCUUCACACUGAGAGGAAGAGAUAGACAUAGAUCAAAGUCAUAGAGAAAAACCUCAGGUCUGCUGUGAACAAAAUUAGGUAUCCAGACCCAUACCAAGCUUUUAUCAAAUUCAUCUGCAAAAGUCGGGCUUAGCCCAGCAGCUCAAAGGUUUCAGAAAACAUGAUUUUUGAAAGUUUUAAAAGUGUCUAUGUUCAUUUUUGUCUAGUGUUUGUAAUGUUACACAGCAAAGCACAAUACAGAGCCACUAAUGCGAGAAAUGACAGAAAAGCCAGGAACGUGUUUUUGCCAAUAUCCUAAAG